AUUGGUGUACGCGUGCACCAGUUCAGGAAUAAGGAGCAGAUCUAUUGUGUAUUUCAAGAAUGCGUAGCAAUAGUGUAGAGAUUGAUUCUCGCAUUCGUGAAUGAUAAGAAAAUAAAUAAAAAUAGUGGUAGGGAGUUUGGAAAUUUCAGAUUACACUCUUAUCUAUAAGAGCUAUGAUAAGGACCUGUACGGCGAUGAGCUGACCCGAAAAGGAACAGGCAGGCGGCCACACUCGAGCCUCGAGGAAAAAUCGCUGAGAUCUACGCAAGAUUAAGGUUAACGUAUGCCAAAUCAGCUGAUUCAAUAAUCAGACACUGAUCAGUGGUGCGGCCGACACAACGAUUCAUUCAGCAGUGUGCAUUUGUUGGAUUGUGUGCAAUUAAUAUAUUUAUUAUGCGUCUCGUAAUUUGUGAUAACGUGAACUAUGUCGCAGAAUGGUCUGCGAAGUAUGUUUUAAAGAGAAUCAAUGAUUUUAAUCCUAAUGAGAACAAAUAUUUUGUUCUCGGUCUCCCUACAGGAGGAACACCUUUGGGAAUGUAUAAAAAGCUUAUAGAAUAUUAUCAACAAGGCAAAAUUUCCUUCAAGUAUGUUAAGACAUUCAAUAUGGACGAAUAUGUUGAUUUACCGAGAGAUCACCCAGAAUCUUAUCACUUUUAUAUGUACAAUAAUUUCUUCAAACAUAUAGAUAUCGACCCGAAAAAUGUGCACAUACUUGAUGGAAAUGCGACGGAUCUUGAAAAAGAGUGUGAUAAUUUUGAGAAAAUGAUCAAAGAAGCUGGCGGAGUAGAAUUGUUCAUCGGAGGUAUCGGACCAGACGGACAUAUAGCCUUCAAUGAGCCAGGUUCGUCAUUAGCUUCUCGCACACGAGUGAAAACUCUUGCGCAAGACACUUUGGAAGCCAACGCAAGAUUUUUCGGAAAUGAUAUUAACAAAGUACCAAAACAAGCACUAACUGUAGGCGUCGGUACCGUAAUGGACGCAAAGGAAGUGAUGAUUCUUAUCACCGGAUCUCACAAAGCUUUUGCUCUUUACAAAGCUAUAGAAGAAGGCAUUAACCAUAUGUGGACAGUAUCUGCGUUUCAACAACAUCCUCGUACGCUUAUAAUUUGUGAUGAAGACGCAACUCUGGAGUUACGUGUGAAAACUGUUAAAUACUUCAAGGCACUCAGUGAUGUACAUCGUAAAUUGAUUGAGGAAGAUGGAAAUGCUAUCCCCCGCCGUACAGUGCAAAACAAUUGAAACGAAUUUAUGGGACAUUCAUAGCAAAUUAAUCGAGCAAGAAAAUCGGCCAAUAUAAAGAUUUUGUCAUCAUCGC
Molecule: messenger RNA, 1315 nt
Organism: Atta colombica
Lineage: Eukaryota; Metazoa; Arthropoda; Insecta; Hymenoptera; Formicidae
Gene: Oscillin
Product: glucosamine-6-phosphate isomerase
Exons: 6
Coding region: 394-1239 (281 amino acids)
Biological process (GO): D-glucosamine catabolic process; N-acetylneuraminate catabolic process; N-acetylglucosamine catabolic process
Cellular component (GO): cytoplasm
Molecular function (GO): glucosamine-6-phosphate deaminase activity; identical protein binding
Source: RefSeq, a predicted model, not a curated record